Molecule: messenger RNA, 3531 nt
Organism: Bacidia gigantensis
Lineage: Eukaryota; Fungi; Ascomycota; Lecanoromycetes; Lecanorales; Ramalinaceae
Exons: 3
Coding region: 1-3531 (1176 amino acids)
Source: RefSeq, a predicted model, not a curated record
AUGCAAGAUUCCUGCCCUCUUACUUGCACGGCGCUCAAAGCCUCGCCGUCGCCGCUGCCGCUGCUGCUAAAAGACUGGGACUAUGGACGAGGAAGUGCUCCAGCACCGGGCAGCGAAAAGCAGACCAAGAAAACAUAUCGACCGCUAAUCCACCGGACUUUCUCCCUCUGCUUCAUUCUUGUCGUCGCUCUCGCUUUCAUUGCCUUGAUCGAAUACGCUCUUCGAGUGCUCCCUCAUCACACCCUUUCUUUGGGAAGCUCGUAUGGCCAAGCCAAAAAGCGCGAUCUACUUCACAAUCGACAUUCUAAAGACUUUUACCAAGCCGCGAGUCCUGCUGGCUGGGUACCCUCUCCGAUUAUUGCCACCAGCAGCUUGAGUAAUGCAGAUCGUGCGGCAAGUCCUACGCUCCUUCCACAGCCUGUAUUACAACGUCGCUCCACGCCGGCGCACUUUAGUAAUGGCACGAACAAUUGUCAGCCCGUCACGGUCACCCAGGAGCUUACGUUGAUGAAUUUUUUCAAUUUUACAACCAAUCCAAAUGUAUCCACUGCAGACAGUCACCUGCUGUCAGCCACGUUUGCUUUUGCGAAGAUAUUAACAGGCUCAGCGCCUGCGCCCACACAGGCGGCCCCAGCUGAUCUUCAAGCGAGUUCCUGUCCAUCUAACAGCACAGUCACUCAAACCACUACAAAGACGACGAGCACCAGUACCUUCCUUGACCCUACAGUCCAAACAGAUUUGCCUCUUUCAGCCGUUACGUCAGGGAAGAGCAAAGGAGGAAAUGAAGGGUCUAACGGAGGAAGCCGAGAUACCGAUCGCAGUGGUGGAGGCGACCAUGCUGGAGACAAUAAUGGAGGAGAUGGCAAUCACAGUGGAGAUGGUAAAAGUGGCGGGGAAAAUGGAAAAGGAGGGAAUGAAGCUGAUAACCACGGUGGAGGUGGGGCUGGCACCAGUCAUGACGGUGGUGAUGAUAGUGGGGGAAAUAGUAGUAAUGGUGGAGAUCACGGCGGAAAUGGGAGUGAGAACAAUCACGACGGCGGAGGAGAUCACGGGAGUGGAGGAGAUCAUGCAAAUGGAGGAGGGGAUCAUGGGGGAGGCACGGGUGGAAACGGCAACGAUGGAGGCAAUCACAAAGGCGGAAGUGACAGUACUGGUGGGAAUUCAAAUGAAGGAGGAGGUGACAAUGAUCAUGGCGGGGCAAAUGGUGGCAUUGGUGGAGAUAACCAAGAUGGAGGAGCUGGGAGUAGUGGCAACGGAGAAAGUGGUGGUGGUAACAAUAAUAGUCAUGGUGGUGGGAACAAUGGCCAUGGCAGUGGCAAUGGUUCAACUGGGCAAGAAGGAGACGAGCCAGAAGGGCACGAGAACGGAGCUGACGCAAAGUCCGAUGGGGGUAGGCAUGGCGGUACUGCCGACGACGGUGGCACUCCUGCCGAUGGCGAGUCCGAUGGUUCCGAAAACGAUCAAGAUGCGGACGAUUCAUCAACGGACGGUGGCUCCCGCAGCGGCAAUAAGGAAGGAACAGGGAACGGAGCAGAUGGGACGAACUCAGCAGACUCAGCCAAUGGGAGCGAGGAGACUUCAGGCUCAACUGGAGGUGGCCGAAAGAAAUCUCCAAAGAAUGGUGCAUCUCAGGGAAGUGAGGAUACAGAGUCGGGCGCGCAAGACGUUUAUACGACAACCAUAUCUGGUCAUCAAGUGGUUAUAACACCUACUCCAACGAGGCACAGCAAAGGCCAAAAAGACACGGCAUCUGACGAUAUCAUCGUAGCAUCGGUGAAAGGAGGAUCAAGGCUGACAACUCUCACGCUCCCAAGGGGCUCUCAUUCAGCGACACAAAGCCUACAUAGCCAGUCUGAAACAACUAAUAGCCCCCAGAGUGGGACGCCCUUUACAUACACUGAGUCAAACAAGCCACUGACAUUCAUCAAAUCGCCAAUCAACUAUUUCUACGGCAUCUACUUUCCGGUCUUACUUGCUGUGGCAUUCCAGAUGCUAGCGUAUUAUCUGUAUACAGCGACGAAGAUGAUGGAGCCCUUUGCCAUGCUCAGCAAAUCGAACGAGGGUAUAUCCGCCAAAGAGUUCUUGUUCAUCGGUUUCCUUGCGGGGAAUGACAGCAUCGAACCAUUCACGGCAAUGGUCUCUUCUAACCAUAGGCUUCUACUUUUUGUUUCCUUGUUCUAUGUUGCGGCUCAGCUUUUGUCGCCUUUGAGCUCAGAAAUGCUAGGUAUCUAUCCCGGGUAUAUCAAAAAUAAUGAAGAAACGGUCACGGCUGGUGCUUCGCUCUGGAUACACGCACAAAUCGCCCGUCUUAUGCAAGCUUUCCUUUCACUCAUUUGCAUACUGGUCAUUGCCAUAUGGAUUUUCCUCCGCCGAUACCAAAGUAAGCUCUACAGUGAUCCGACGAGCAUAGACGGCUUUGCAUCUUUAAUGAACCAUCCUGACACAGCACGCUUUUUCAACUCGAUCGAUUUGGGCACCCCCAAGGAAGAGAUACUUGAAAAACUUGCCGGUUCUCGCUGGCGCCUUGGUUGGUAUGCGACGGAAACGACUGAACGCUUUGGCAUUAUCGCCUCAGCUGUGAACCAUUCUAAAGAUCCUUUUACUUUCUACCCUCCAUCUAGACCCUCCAGCCCUCCAAAUUGGUCGACUUCAUCUCCGCAUUCUCCAGAUCAUCCGCAAACCCCCAUGGAAUCUACCAAUUUGCUAACGACGCCCCCUUACCGAUCAAAACUCCGCACACAAUUCGCUCUCAAUGCUCUGUUUGCCAGCCUCCUAUCUGCAUUAUUCAGCGUCAUCCUCGCUUACGACCUUACGACUUCGAAUACUGGCUUCAAACGCUUCAUGAGCGCUGGCAACUUCGGACCACGCUUCCUGCUCACGACCGCUGGUAUCCUCCUUAAAGGUCAGUGGGCACGACUGGAACGAAGAAGUGUCGUCUCGAAACCUUUCGAGCGUGCCGAGAGGGGAAGUCGAAGAGACUAUCUUGGCAACGAUGGUGAGCAAAGCGAUAUCCGCCGCCACAACGAAGCCGUUCUGGCGCCUCGCACGCUCAUCCCCCUCACCACACUUCUGUCAUUCUUCUGGCGACCUAGCUACGACUUUGUGGCGACGGCUCUAUUGGCAUUCACUGCUAUCAUCGCCGAAGCUCUCGUGAUCGUCCUUCCUGGCGUUCCGUUCGACUCGGGGCAGCUAGAAGUCGCAUCCUACGUAUCACGAUAUGUGUCGCUUGCUCUAUUGGGUUUCAUGCUGGCCGUUUUAGGCGGCUAUUGGGCCAUCCGUUUGCUAAGGUGGCGGCAUGGAAUCAAAAUGGAAAGGUCCCCAAACACGGUGGGUACGAUGAUGGCUCUACUUGCUGGGACGGAGUUGGUAGAGAGAUUGGCGAUGGAGAGGAACUUGGGAUAUACAAAUGGAAGGCAAGAAGAAGAGGAAAAAUGCUGGGAUGAGAGGGAGAUUAGAUUAUUCCGGAGGAGGAGAGGGAGGGAGGUUCAGGAAGGGUCUGCACCAGAUAGAUGGGUUGUUGACUUUGAGUAA